Molecule: messenger RNA, 1529 nt
Organism: Pantherophis guttatus
Lineage: Eukaryota; Metazoa; Chordata; Lepidosauria; Squamata; Colubridae
Gene: DECR2
Product: 2,4-dienoyl-CoA reductase 2
Biological process (GO): fatty acid catabolic process
Cellular component (GO): peroxisome
Molecular function (GO): 2,4-dienoyl-CoA reductase (NADPH) activity
Source: RefSeq, a predicted model, not a curated record
CACCCCUGUUCUAGGAUGUCCCAUUGAACGGAGCGCCUCCUAGGCUUCUAAACAAGGAACUACAAUUCCCGGCAUGCUUUGGGUUUCAACCCAGCGCGCAGGCGCACCGGAGAGCAAGCUCGACUUCGCUGAGAAGCUGCUUAGACGAGAGGAUCGGUUGUGACCCUGCCUUGCUUCCUCUAGAACCAGCUAACUACCCAUGGCUCAGUCGGGCUUUGCUUGUGAACCUCCUCCUGAUGUGGACACAGAUGACUGCCUUCCGGAAUAUUCAUAUAUCUUCAAGCCUGACAUCCUCGAAGGAAAAGUGGCUUUCAUCACAGGCGGCGGCUCUGGUAUUGGAUUCCGCAUCGCUGAGAUCCUGAUGAGGCACGGUUGCCAGUGUGUCAUUGCCAGCAGAAACUUUGAACGGCUGAAAGAGGCAGCCAAGAAACUCUCUGCAGCCACUGGCCAGAGAUGCCUGCCCGUCUCCCUUGAUGUACGACAACCUCAAAGCAUUUUAGCAGCUGUGGAUGAGGCCCUCCGAGAAUUUGAGAAGAUCGACAUCCUAGUUAACAAUGCUGCCGGGAACUUCCUUUGCCCUGCUAGCUCUUUAUCGUUCAACGGUUACAAAACGGUGAUCGAAAUCGACACUUUGGGCACCUUCAACGUCUCCAAAGUCCUGUAUGAAAAAUAUCUUCGGGAAAAUGGCGGAGUCAUUGUCAACAUCACAGCCACUCUCAGCUACAGAGGCCAAGCUCUCCAGAUGCAUGCUGGGUCCGCCAAGGCGGCCGUAGAGGCUAUGACGAAGCAUCUGGCUGUGGAAUGGGGGCCUCAACGAAUUAGAGUGAUUAAUGUCGCCCCCGGUCCCAUCAGUGGCACAGAGGGGUACCGUCGCUUGGUUCCACCCAGCUUUGAAUCCAACAACUUCUUCCAGAACAUUCCCCUUCAGCGGGCCGGGAACAAGACGGAGAUUGCUCACAGUGUCCUCUACCUGGUUAGCCCCCUCUCGUCGUACGUGACCGGCACAACUCUUGUGGUGGACGGCGGAAGCUGGAUGACUACAGAGAAUUCCUUUCCCUCACUGUUGGGUAUAGCUAAGCUAUAGAUUUCUGGAGCACGGAACUAAAGAGAGAUAAAUGAGAAAAGGACCCCCGACAUUUUAAGAAAGUGCCUUCAGUGCUUCUCCGCAAACCGUCUGUGACAUUGUAUGUACGGAUAGCAGCCACUCACCUUUCCUAAUUACAAGGUAGUUUAGAUAACCUGAGCCAAGCUGGUUUGUAAGACGGGUCUUUGUCGCACAAAAAUUGGUGGUGGUGGCACGAAAAGCUACAGACUGCAUCCUGUUCACCCACCACCAGAAGGGUGGUUGAGGCCAAAGUCCACAACAGUGGCAGAAACAGCUUUGAUUGGUUUGUAAGCCUUUGUAUCAUUUCCACUUCAUUCUCAAUCACAAUUUGGGGACCCAAGUAAUGAAUCUGCAUUUGUCCGGCUCCUGCUGUACGUGACAUUAUCUGCCCCCGUCUACACCCCUAAUAAAAUAAAUACUCUAC